AAUGGGAGGGGAAGCAGCUGCUACCUAGUCCAUUUCCAGUCCAGCCUCUGCUUCUUUUGCUCAGUUCGCACACACACACACACACACACACACACACACACACACGUUUUGGUGGAGCACAUCAACCGGACAACAAAGGGACGCACAGUGGGGGGGUCGGCACACUGCAGCCAGGACAGGAUCACACGUUACCACCAUCCAGUGUCAGCCACCAGCGCACUGAACUCUUUUAUUUUUCUUCCACAUCUACUGGGAAAUAAAGCAUCAGUCAGUCUGGAGGUGACCGUCACAGAAGCGUUAAGUGCUCGCCUAGACAGCACAGCCGUACUUGUAAGCCUCGGCAGCGAGAUGGAGAUGGAGCACUUCGACGACCGGGACAAAGGUCACAGACACAGCCGCUCCAGCGCCAAGAUGAACGGGGUACCGAGCCCGACGCACAGCGCCCACUGCAGCCUGUACCGGACCCGGACCUUGAAGACUCUGACCGCGGAGAAGAGAGCCAAGAAGGUCCGCUUCUACCGCAAUGGAGACCGGUACUUCAACGGGAUAGUGUACGCCAUCUCCACAGACAGGUUCCGGACCUUUGACGCACUGCUGGCGGACCUGACCCGCUCCCUGUCCGACAACGUCAACCUGCCCCAGGGCGUCCGGACCAUCUACACCCUGGAUGGCUCCAAGAAGAUCACUAAUAUUGACCAGCUGGUAGAAGGUGACAGCUAUGUGUGCAGCUCCAUUGAAGCUUACAAAAAGUUGGAUUACACAAAAAACGUGAACCCCAACUGGUCGGUGAACGUCAAAGCCUCGGCGGCGUCCUCCCGUGGGCCUCCUUCCCUGGGCAGUGCCAAAGCCGGGGCCCCCGAGAGCCGCGAGAUCAAGGACUUCAUACGGCCAAAGCUUGUGACAGUGGUGCGGAGCGGAGUGAAGCCCCGCAAAGCUGUGAGGAUCCUUCUCAACAAGAAAACUGCUCAUUCGUACGAACAAGUCCUGACCGACAUCACUGAUGCCAUCAAGCUGGACUCUGGAGUGGUGAAGAAGAUCUACACGCUGGAGGGCAAACUGGUGUCAUGUCUGCAAGACUUCUUUGGCGAUGAGGACAUUUUUGUGGCGUGUGGACCGGAGAAGUUCCGCUACCAAGAUGACUUGAUGCUGGAUGAGAGUGAGUGUCGCGUGGUGAAGUCUGUAAACUAUGGGAAGAUGUCUGGCUCUCUGACCCGAGGCUCCCCUAGGACCGUCAUCCAAUCACGACGCAGCAAGUCCCCUGCAUCCGUUAACGGGACGCCGGCCAGUCAGUUGUCCACUCCUCAUUCGGGAAAAUCUCCCAGCCCCUCCCCGACCAGUCCAGGCAGCCUCAGCCGACGCCAGGAAAAGGACAAAGCCGUGACUGAGCAUAGGCCAACUACAUCUUAGAGUCGCUAGAAUAUGAAGACACCACAACAUCCCAACAUCUUUAGGGUCUCAGAAGGGGGUGGGGCUUUGACCUUUGACCUCAUUCUGUGCUGCUCUGCGAUUCCAAGAAUGGCAGGCUCGUGUUAGGAUCCUCUAAUGUUACAACUUUUAUUCAGUGUUAAUAGAUUUCUAGGGCAAUUCCUCCUUUCAUGCUGAUUUUCUGUCACGUCCCCACAUAUGCUAAACCCGUAGCUCUUUGUCCCUCAUGGAGAACUCUAUCUUCCUUUGGUAGCUAAACAAUGAACUAUGCUAUCACUGACUUUUAGAGAUCUGUGAGUCGGUAAUUUGUGCAAUAUCUGAUCUAAAGAUGAGACUGAUGAUUGGCUUUGCCCGCUCCAAAAAUUGGUUUGCAUCCUCUGUUAGCCACCAAGCAGUGAAAAAAAUAGGACCCAAUCAGUACCAACGGCUGAUCUAGGAUUACUUUUUUUUUUUAUCAAGUCAUGUCAUUUUGUGCAUGUCCUUUUUGUGAAAAGAAUUUAGAAAAAAAACAUUUUAUACUAGUAAAUCAGAUUAUUUCAGCCAUUGUUUCUUUUUUUUUAUCAUAUAUUGUGUCAUUGGCUGGGGUUUAAAAAAAUCCUUGUUAAAACAUCUAAACCAAGAAUCCUAAUCUGUUUUCUGUAGCAAACAGGGAAGAAAGAGGAUCUGUCCUGACAUGCAAACACACUAUGUACACUGUAAAGCUGGUACUAGAAAAAAUACUGUGCAGAGAGGGAGCAUGCAACUCAAAUGGAAAACCUUGAAUUCCACAUUAGAGAGGUUGAGUUCAUGUGCAUGGUGUUGUGUGUGUGUGUGUGUGUGUGUGUGUGUGUGCAUGUAUAUAUGUGUAUGUGUGUGUUCAAGUAUUUGUUAAUCCAGCACUUGACAGUGAUGAUGGUGAGCUUUUAAUAUCAGCCUUGGUUCUAAUCAGACCAUGUUUUCUCACAGCAGCUCUUUAAUUCGCAGGAGCCUCUAAGCCUGCCGCUGAUUUACUUCCUUCUCCCUCGUAAACAAACAUCCGCACGCGCUCAGUUCACCUCACCCUCUCACGUUCACAUACAGACGCAGCAGUAUAUGCGAACCUGUCAUCCAUUCAUAUCGGCUCCCACCUGCACGUGUUUUCUUGUGUUUUUCUCGAGCCUGCUGUCUGAAACUGCUUGUGUAUACCACUUUUCUACCUGACGGCGGGGGUGUAGCUAUGAUGCUAUUUAUUGGCGCAGGCGCAAGGCUUUUUUUUUUAAGGAAGAAAAGGCAAGAAUGUUGGUUGGAGUCAAUACCUUUUAAUAGUACAGAAAGAAUGGAUUGUGCAUUGCUGCCUGUAUGAGGGAUACGCAUAAAUUAGCAUAACAUAAAGAAUUCAAUUUUUUGGGCUCACUAGCUUCAGUCUCGUGCUACAUUUGUUGUGCCGGAACAAAUUAAUGGAUGGUGGAGAGUCUGGCCCUUAGGCUUCUGAAUCCAUCACUGCUGAGGUUAUAUUGAUGUGAUAUGAAGGUCUGCCAGGGCAACAGGAACAGAUCACAUUUGGGUUAUAGCUACUCAGAACAGAACACUGGCGCUUCCACAGUUAUCUGUAUUGUGGAAGUGGGUCAACAAAGAUUUCUGUGUUGAAAAGGAAAGAGUCUCUGAAUGAAUACGUGCAGGGCAAUUAAUGCACACAAUUACAGUGCUCAGUUUCUGCUGCUCUGUUCUUUCCUUCCAGAUAAUUUUCACACUGUCAGAGAGAGAUCCGGAAAAAAAACAACAACAGGGGUUAGAGAGGUGAAAGAGGACUAACCAGAUGUUAUGAGGAAAAGGGGAAAGAGAAAAUCCUCUCCACAUUCAACCACACACUGCCUGCCUUUUGCCUCUGUACACUUUUCUCAUCAAACAUUCACAAAAUUUAAGCUUUGUAGUGCAGUUCUGACCUCACUGCAGUUAAAUUCUAGUUUUACAGAGUUUCACAAGAUGAGUGUGUAUUUCUCAAUGAGAGAUUACUCCGGCCUUUGUACUGGCUGACACUCUAUACUAAGCCUGCGAUGGCUUGGCUAGAAGGAAGGGAGAACGCCUCACAGCCCAUUAUCUCUCCUCUCCACCGUGCAGCUUCAUACUCUUCAGCUAUAUGACGAUGUAAUUCUCUCUUACUGUUAGCAAUUCUCCCUCUGUCCCUUCCCUCCCUGACAGUUUCUAAUUUCUCUUUCCCUCUGCCCCCCCAAUUAUCACCAUCCCCCCUCUCACUUCCUCAUCCGAAAGGGUAUUAACUUCAGAGGGAGUACAUUAUAUUCCAUCAUUUCCCUUGUAGAUGAAUUCUAAGCUUCUUUAGGAAGUAGGCACCAAGUUUCUGACACUAUUUUUGCACAUCCUUUCUCCUUCUGUGUCACCUCUGUAUACGUGCAUGAAUAAUCAUAAAUGUACCUUUCUCGCUCGUACGCCUCAAAUGCAUAAGUCAAUUUAACCAAACCAUGACUCAGAAAUGACAAUUUUCCUUAAAUGGAAACCUGAAUUUUAACAUCUGUCCUUAAAAGAACACCUGAAGGCUCAAAAAUGACUAAAAUCUUUUUUUAAAUUUCAGCCAGUAAAGCAUUGAAAGGCACCAUAAAUUCAUUUCCUAAGCAGCCAUAGAGCCUCACUGACCUACUACGAGUACUGCAUUUAAAUAGUUCACCCCGCUGGACCCUGCAUUUAAACACUUAGAGGCACUUUGCUGCCUGAUGUAGGUUGCUCGCGCAGCUUAGACCAUCACAACCUAUUUCCCCGAGCAGAAUAUACAGACAUAGCAUUGCACUAUGGCUUUCUCCUCUCCCGCUCACACAUACAUAGCUGCAAGCACACAUCUUCAUAUAAAUUGCACACAGUCAUGUAUGCUUCAGAAAAACACUUUUAUACAUGAAAUUCCCAUUUGUGCACAAACGGUAGACAGUUAGCUUGAUACAUACUACAAAUGCAUGUCAUAUGUUUUAUAUAUUUGGUGCACGCUAGCGUGACCCGUUUUUAUGAGUUAGCAACAGAAGCACGAAAGAAUGGUCUACAUUCAUGAAACCAUCCAUCCCCCCCUCUCCUCCUUUGCACUUCUAAUAGUCCUUCCAGGGCCACUUGCCUCACUGAGAGCACCCUAGCUUUCCAUAUUCAUAUUGUUUUAAUAUUUUAUAUGAACUCUACAGACACAAGCAUCCAUGCAGACACACACCCCGGGUAUAUUGUGUUUUCACUCCCCCAAACAUACAGAUGAAUCAGAUGAGCUGGUAAGGUCAAAGCUUUUGUCUUUGUUUGUGAAAAACACAGACAGGAAAAUAAAUCCUAAAAAAAAAAAGACAAUAUGCAGAGCAGUGACUGACAGAUUGAAGGAAAGAGAAACAGCAGGUCUAUGAUACCAAUACAGCUGCUGUGAUACAGCAAGGUAGCUGCUUGUGCGAGUGUACGAAGAAAGAAAAGUGCUAAUUGUCAACCGUAGUAUGUCACCUACAUCCUCCUCUCAACAUUGAGUCAUUCGUGUCCAUAAUCCAUUGAAUUGCAUGCUCCAUCUCUUAUUAUUACUGUCCAUAUUUUGUGUUGGGUGAUUCAUAAUUAAAUUAUGUUUGUGAGUGUAUAUGUGUGUGUGAGAGAGAACGAAAGCAGACUGAAGGACAUUGUGUGUAUUAUAAACUUGUUAAUUAUUGUCUUAUCUCAUCCAUGUGAGUGUGGCGUUACUAAAGAUUGUAUUUGUUAUUUGACUGUAUUAUAUUUCCUUUUUCAUGUUGUGUUGAUGUCUUUAGAUGUCCAAUUCUUUUUUUUUCUUUACCUGCCAAAAAGACUGGCUCCAGCACAUGAGGAAACUGUUGAAGAUGCAGUUUUAAAGCUUAAACAUUGUUUGUUGAACAUUGUAUCCCUUCAUAUUGUUAAAUAUAUUGUUCAAUGAUUCAAAUCCGGCUCAUAUUUAACUAUCUUUAAUACAUUUAAAAAUUGGUAACAUCACAUUUUGCAGAGGGCUUCAGGUUUUUUUUUUUUUGCACUGCCAUUUACAAUUGUCUGUGUGCUCCACUCACAGGCAAGUUAUAUUUGACAACCUGGUCCAUCAUCUACUUGUGAUUUUUUCAUGGAAGGCUGCCAGCUCUUCUUGGCUCAUUUGUUUCUGUUUGUAUUUUCUUUGCUUAAUGUAUUAAUUUCCAUUUGUUGAUGUCCAUUAAAUUCAUUGUCAUUUCAUUUUCA
This is a messenger RNA of Dicentrarchus labrax (European seabass), 5583 nucleotides long. RefSeq names its product doublecortin-like kinase 1a (gene dclk1a). Bases 349 to 1407 code for a protein of 352 amino acids. The transcript has 7 exons. The record is from RefSeq and is a predicted model, not a curated record. Gene Ontology annotation, biological process: protein phosphorylation; retina development in camera-type eye; intracellular signal transduction. NCBI's taxonomy places the organism in Eukaryota, Metazoa, Chordata, Actinopteri, Moronidae. Gene Ontology annotation, cellular component: axoneme. Gene Ontology annotation, molecular function: protein kinase activity; ATP binding.